AUGGGCGGCGUAUCUGCCUCACCCUCAUAUAUUCACACCGUUUCCAUUGGUUCCCCCUCAACCAAGUCCAUCAAUCUCACCAAUUCUACGAAUUCUCCCUCCACAACCUCCACCACCUCCCCAGUAGUCCCAAAUCCCCAUAAACUCGGCCUAAUAAUCUCCAUCUACUACCUCGGCUCUAUCAUUGGCGCCUUCCUCCUCGGACAACUCGCCGACCACAUCGGUCGGAUAAACGCCACAUGUAUCGCCGCCUCACUCGCAUUAGCAGGUGGCACACUACAGUCUUCUGCACAUAACGCCGCUUGGAUCAUGGGAGCUAGAGUGGUUACCGGCAUGGGAACGGGCGGGUUGAUGGCCGCAGUGCCGGUUUAUAUCGCAGAAAUCUCACCCGCUAGUCACCGUGGAGGUUUUCUCGGUUAUGUCUUCGUUGCAAACUACCUAGGUAUCUCUAUUGCAUACUGGCUCGAUUUCGGCCUCGCAUAUAUCGACCACGGAAACUCUGCUUUUCGCUGGAGAUUUCUCCUCGCGUUUCAAUGUUUGCCCGCUCUUCUUCUACUCGCCGGAAUCAAAUUCCUACCAGAUUCUCCUCGUUAUUAUGCGUCAUUGGGAAAAUACCAGCUGGGUAGAGAAGUUCUGGAGCAUAUGAGAGGAGGGGAGGGACCUGAUGUCGAGAAGGAAUUCAUGGAGAUAUGUGUGGUAACUAGAGGAAUAAAACCUAGCUCGCCAAUCCAGUUUGUGAGGAUUCUUAUCGGUAAAGCUACGGAAGCUCCGCAUCUAGGUCGUCGAGCUUGGCUUUGUCUGUGGCUUCAAAUAAUGGCUUCCUGGACUGGGAUUACUGCCGUGACGGCUUAUUCACCAGUUCUUCUCAAACAAGCUGGCUAUACUUCUGUCACCCAAAACGGACUUGCAGGUGGUCUGAACACUAUCGGAAUAGUGGGGACCAUCAUUUCCGCACAAGUAGUUGAUCGGUUUGGGCGCCGGAAAUGUUUGAUUUGGGGAGCUUUUGCUUUAUUCAUGGUAAACGCCAUCGCCGCGUCUCUUUUUGAAGUCACAAGACAUGAUAUAAAGGAGGCCACAUCAAUUGCGCCCGCCGCGGUGCUCAUGCUUUCCCUCUUCAAUCUAUGCUAUGCCGCUACUUGGGGCACCGUCGCAUUUUUGAUACCCACCGAGAUAUUCCCUUCGGAAAUGCGAGCUCAAGGUAAUGGAUUCGGCAUCACUGGUUGGGCAAUUGGUGUCGGGUGCACCACGUUGGUCAAUCCAAUCAUGUUUGCCAACCUGGAGAGUCGGACAUAUUUCUUAUUCGCAGGUUUGAAUCUUCUUUGGAUGCCCAUCAUCUUUGUGUUUUACCCCGAGACGGCGGAUCGCUCACUCGAAUCUAUUGAUGCCAUGUUCUCAACUAAUAGUCCAUUGUACAUCAAAAUGGAAGCCGUAUACCGAACAACAGGAAACGAUGAAGGUUUGCCCACGAGAAUGCAUAUGUCAAAGGAUAAUUCGAAGAUUAUUGAGGCUUCGUUGGCCGUAGAAAUGACUUCUUGA
Messenger RNA from Sclerotinia borealis F-4128, 1536 nucleotides. Lineage: Eukaryota; Fungi; Ascomycota; Leotiomycetes; Helotiales; Sclerotiniaceae. The record is from the annotation of a GenBank genome assembly.